AUGACCAACCCAUUAUCCACUCUCCAAUCCACUCCACUCCCCGUCUCCCCUGUCUCCGGUCUCCCAACUCUUACUCUCCCCAGCGGCCAGUCCCCAGUCCCCACCGAUUUCUUCCCAAACAGUAGCGGCGCAGGCGGCAAGCACGAAGGUGCCAGUGACUACUAUGUACUGAGCUCAGUAACUCACUGCUGCAGUGCUGCUGGAAGUUCCUGGAGGCUGGAAGGCUGGAAUUUAGAAUCAUGGAGAAAUAUUUUAAACGAAAAUUCGAAUGUUCAAGUGGAGAGCAAAUUAAUUCUGAAACGAGUGUUCAAAAAAACAAAAAAUGGCCAAGAAGAAAUAGAAUCAAAUACCGGGAGUCAAAGAGAUGUUUGGGAUAAAAUUGAUUUAGCAGAAUUACCUUCAGAUCUUGGAUUAAGAACUCCAAUUGCGAAUAACAAUGUUAAUAAAGAAUUUGAAGAUUCGUCGUUAAGGCGAUUUAAAACUUCGUGGUUUAAUGACUUUCCUGAUUGGUUGGAAUACAUUAUAGCAAAAGAUGCCAUAUUUUGCUUUUAUUGUUAUCUUUUCAAACCAAAUAGUGAAGAACAUGGUGGUGGUGAUUCUUUUAUCGAUGGAGGAUUCUCAAAUUGGAAAAAGAAAGAAAGGCUUCAAAGUGGUAGUGCACACAAUCGAGCUCAGAUUAAGUAUGAGGCUUUUGUGAAUCAGAAACAAAAUAUUGAUUGUGUUCUCUUUAAGAAGUCAAAAAAAACAAAAGAUGAGUAUCGAAUUCAUUUGAAUGCGUCAAUUAAUUGUGUUCGAUUGCUUCUACGACAAGGGCUUUCAUUUCGUGGACAUGAUGAAUCAGAAAAUUCAAGAAAUCAAGGAAAUUUUCUUGAAUUUUUGCAGUGGUUAUGUGAUCAUAAUAAAGAGAUUAAGGAUGUUUGUUUGAGUAAUGCUCCCGAAAACCUUCAGUUAACAUCACCUAAAAUUCAAAAGGACAUUGUGAGUGCUAUUGCAUUUGAAACACUUGACGUUAUUAUGAGGGAUAUUGGUGAUAGGUUAUUUUUCAUUCUUGUUGAUGAAUCUCGUGAUGUAUCAGUGAAGGAGCAAAUGUUCGUUGUUCUACGUUAUGUGAAUCAAAAAGGACAAGUAACAGAACAUUUUAUUGGAGUAGAACAUGUCUCUAGUACCACAGCUCUUUCACUUAAGAAUUCUAUUGAUCACUUAUUCUCUCGAUUGAACUUAAGUAUAUCUAGUUUAAGAGGUCAAGGUUAUGAUGGGGCAAGAAACAUGCGAGGUGAGUACAAUGGUCUUAAAGCACUUAUUUUGAAAGAGAAUCCAAGUGCUUUUUAUAUACACUGUUUUGUGUUGUUUCUAGAGUUUGACGUUACUCCUUCGAAACUAAUCCGACAGAAUCAUCUGAAUGCAAAGAAUUUAUCAACAAGAUGUAAACAGUAA
Messenger RNA from Olea europaea var. sylvestris, 1434 nucleotides. Its product is annotated as zinc finger MYM-type protein 1-like. The coding region runs from base 1 to 1434 and encodes 477 amino acids. Lineage: Eukaryota; Viridiplantae; Streptophyta; Magnoliopsida; Lamiales; Oleaceae. The transcript is spliced from 4 exons. The record is from RefSeq and is a predicted model, not a curated record.